AUGCAAAGUGUAGAAGAAGAGGCGCCGAGAGCUCAAGCUGGAAUGGUUCUUGGAAUAAAGAAGGGAAAGAAAGGGACGGCUACAACGGAAGCGCCACCACCAGCCAAGAAAAAAGGAGCUGACGGAUCCAGAAGAAUCAAGAAGGAGAAGAAGAAGGUGGAAGAGGCAGAUCCGACGAACAAGACCAAUAUGACUCCAGCACCUCCGCAAGCUCAUCCGAUCGUUCAGGAGUGGGUACUUCGUGCGUUGGAUUUUGGAGUGGAGAAGCUUCGAGAGGAAUUUCGGGGUCUCGCAAAAUACGUUCGCAGUGAUAUGACCCAAAACGUCUUCAAUUCUAACCAUUCUACCGAUAUCAACAUCACCAAAAAUCGCACUCGGAUUUCAGCUACCAAGAUGUUCCAUGCCAAGAUCAAUGCAUUGUCAAAUUGGAGCCCCCAUCUCCAAGUACUUACAUCCAUGCCAACUACGUCGGAUGUCCAAUGUAUCCCGAGAAACGAUUCAUCUGUUGUCAAGAAUAAGGUGGAGCAGAUCGUGAUGCUUUGCAAGACAGUGGAGACUGGAAAACUGAAAUGUGCUCAGUAUUGGCCGGGUGCUCAGGGAGAGAAGAAAGAAUUCAAAUCGGGUGUUGUUGUGGAGAACAUGUCGGGAACAAAAACUGGAACUAUUGUGGCAAUCGAGUAUAUUCUUGAAAAAAUCGCCGAGAAUAAACAGUGCCCUCCGAUGCCGGAUCUUGUCAAACAACUCCGCGAUCAGCGUGCCUACUCGAUUCAAAACGAUCUUCAGUACUUGUACAUUCAUCGCGUGAUGCUCAACUACUUUUUGGAUAAGUACAAGGAGAAGUAUGCGUCUCUUCUGACGAGAACGUUGCAAAGUACGAGAAGUUUGUCAAGGACUACAACACAGCAGUUGGACAGUGAUCUAUUUUUUUCUUUUACCUCCUGA
Messenger RNA from Caenorhabditis briggsae, 942 nucleotides. Lineage: Eukaryota; Metazoa; Nematoda; Chromadorea; Rhabditida; Rhabditidae. The record is from RefSeq and is a predicted model, not a curated record. Gene Ontology annotation, biological process: protein dephosphorylation. Gene Ontology annotation, molecular function: protein tyrosine phosphatase activity. The transcript is spliced from 4 exons. The coding region runs from base 1 to 942 and encodes 313 amino acids.